AUGGAUACUGUUACUUGCGGUUUGGUUGAGAAGUUCCGAGACGUAGUGCUCGACCUAACUUGGGAGCAGCUUCUUUAUCUCAUUCAUUAUCGCAGAAACAUUGAGCACUUCAAUGAACUACUUGAGGAACUCACCCUUAGAAGAUGCUCCAUACAACAUGAAAUAGAUCGGGCUACAAACAAUGUAGAACAAAUUAAAGAGGAAGUUCGUCAUUGGUUGGCCAAAGUAGAUGAGAUAUCAGAGACAGGACGAAAGCUUCAAGAAAAGAGUCAGGUACAAACAGAGUGUAGCAUAACUUCAUGUCCCAACCCUUGGCUACGCUAUAAACUAGGCAAAAAGGCAAAGGAGAUUGCGAAAGAAGUUGUUGAAAUUUGUGGGAAGGGAAACUUUCAUGGAGUUUCAUAUCGUGUUCCUCCGCUGUCAACGGCAGAAUUAACCAACAGAGACAGCAAUGAAGGGAUUGAUUCAAGAGUACCAAUUAUGAAUCAAAUAAUGGAGGCAUUACGGAAUCCAAGUGUUAAUAUGAUCGGAUUGUGUGGGCUUGGGGGUGUUGGCAAGACCACCAUAGCCAGAGAGGUUGAAAAGAAGGUGAAGAAUCAAAAGAUGUUUGAAAAGGUGAUCAUGGCAACUGUUUCCAUAGAAUUGAACAUUGAGAAGAUUCAAGGCCAGAUUGCUGAUAAGCUGGCUAUGCAACUCAGUGAAAGAACUGAAGAUGUCAGAGCUUCUCGUUUGUGGGAGAGGUUGAACAAAGAGAAGAAUAUGCUCCUAAUAUUGGAUGACCUUUGGGAGGAACUUGAUUUGCGCAAAGUUGGAAUUCCCUUUGUUGAUGUUGAAAAUUAUAGCAGUAAGAAUGAAGGCUGCAAAAUUUUACUAACUUCAAGGAAUAAAAGGCUGCUGUCAGAUCUCAUGAAAUGUCAAGAAAUUAUCGAAGUGGGUGUUUUGUCAAAGAAUGAAGCAUGGGAGUUGUUCAAGAGGAUUGCCGAAUUUUCUAUUGAAUCAGGAAAUCCUGAUUUGAAACCUAUAGCGGAUGAGAUUGUUCAAAAGUGCGGAGGCCUGCCACUAGCGAUUGCUACAGCUGCCAAGGCAUUAAGGGGAAAAAAUCUAGAUGAGUGGAAAGAUUACCUGGCACGAUGGAAAAAUCAUUUAAGGCGAAGUGACACAGGAAUCAAAGAGGUGGAUGCCUCUUUGAAAUUGAGCUAUGAUCCUCUAAGCCAAGAGAAAAAAACUAUUUUCUUACUUGCUGCCAUGUUAACCCAUGAUCCCUCAAUUGAAGACCUGCUCAUGUACUCUGUGGGUUUAGAUAUUUUUCAAGGCAUAGAGAACAUGGAACAAGCCUAUGUUGGAAUCUCUGCUAUUGUGAGUAAGCUAAAAUCAUUAAACUUAUUUAUGGAUAGCAUUUCUAGUCAUCAUGUUACAAUCCAUGACGUCUUUCGAGAAAUUGCAUUAAAUACUGCAUCCCGUGAAUUACAUGCAUUCAUUUUGAGGCAUGAAAGCUCGAGAGAAUGGCAAGACGAAGAUGAGCUAGAACGCUACAAGGGAAUUUCCUUGCAAGAAAGUGAGAUCAGUGUUGACCUAAGAGAAGAGUUGCAUGCUCCAACAUUAGAAUUCUUUCUACUGCACAACACAAAACGUGACUUGACCAUACCCAACAUGUUUUUCAAAUCUUCGAAAAAGCUAAAACUGUUGGCAUUUACCAAUGUGCAUUUUUCGUCACUACCAUCACUCAGUUUCCUACUAAAACUAAAAACAUUGUGUCUGCACUCUUGUUUUCUAGAAGAUAUAACUGAGGUCACAAGGUUGAAGAAUUUAAAAGUGUUGAGUCUUGCUUCCUCUAAGGUUCAACAGUUACCAAUUGAAUUAGCAAUGUUGACUUCUUUACAAAUAUUGAAUUUGUCCCACUGCUUCGAACUCAAAGUGAUUCCACCAAAUGUCCUAUCUAGCUUGAAAAAAUUGGAGGUUUUGUUAAUGGAAAGCAGCUUUGGCGAGUGGAAAGUUGAAGGAUCUUGUGAAGUUGAUGAAAAUGCAAGUCUUGACGAAUUAAAGGAUUUGCCAAUCUCUUCUCUUGAUAUUCGUAUUCCUAAUGUCUCUAUGUGUCCGGAGCACUUGUUCUUAGAUAUGAAUUUGAAGAGAUGCCGAAUACUCAUUGGAAAACAUUGGAACUGGCGGGGAGGCAGUCAUGAAAGUUCAAAGAUAUUGAAAAUUGAGCUUGAGGGUAAUAUCCAUUUGAAGCCGGGGGUUCGAAAGUUGAUGGAAGGAGUUGAAGAUUUGUAUUUAUAUGGAUCUAAUGGGCUUGAAAAUGUUCUUCAGGGUAAUGAUGGAGGAGGGUUUCCACACUUAAGGCAUCUUCAGAUCAAUGGUAACAAUACUAUUAGACUGAACUCAGGACAUCAUGAAGCUGUAACAAAUAACAUAUCCAAUAACACGUCCGUGUCACUUUUGAACAAGGUGUUGCUUCCAAAAUUAGAGAUAUUGCGAUUAUCUAACUCAAUCGGUUUGAUUCCAUUGAUAUGGGAGGACCAACUUUCACACAACUCAUUUAGGAACUUGAAAACAUUGUUUGUGAAAAGUUGUGGCUUUGUGAAAUUGGUGCCCCUUCAUGUGCUGAAAUCUUUAAACAACUUGGAAGAACUAGAAGUUAGGGACUGUGACACGUUGGAGUUGGUGUUUGAUUUUGAAGACUUGAAUGAUUAUAAAGAGGCGGAGUCAUCAUCAGUGAUUGUGCCACUGAAAAAGUUAACGCUUUAUACAUUGCAAAAAUUGAAGAAUGUAUGGAGCAAUCACUAUAAAGGAGACGUCUCCUUCCCAAGUCUAAGGAGCGUGCAUGUUUCCUGUUGUGAAAGCCUCGCUAGUCUGUUUCCUGCAUCUAUAGCCAAAGGCAUGCUUUGUGAUCUUGAAGAGCUUCGAAUAAGAGAUUGUGGUAUAGAGGUGAUUGUUGCAAAAGAUCAAGUUUCAGAAUCUGUUGCUCCUCUGUUAGAGUUUCCCAGGUUGACUUUCCUUGAGCUUUCUUCGCUUAAAAAGUUGAGGAAUUUCUAUCCGCAGAGACACACAUUAGAAUGGCCACAUCUUUAUCGAUUAUCUAUUGAAGGUUGUGAUGAGUUGGAGUUAUUUGAAAAGGAAGCCUCAAGUUCAUUAGAAAUACACGAGGAAGGGAGCUCAUUAGACUCAAAAUAUCCUGUACUGUUCCAAUGCAAGGUCACUCAUAAUUUGGAGGAGUUGACAUUACGGGGUAAAGGAGCUGAGAUGAUAGGAAGUGGCCAGCUUUCCAUGUACCACUUCCCCAAAGUAAAACUGCUUCAUCUACAUGUCAGUUAUAAAGCAACGACUAUUUCGUACAAACUGUUGAAGAGCUUUCCAAACUUAGCAAAGCUGACACUGGGGGGUCACAUUGAGAAGGCUUCUGGAGGGGAUGAUGUUCCUCUUCCAAUAAAAUUGACUCUCAACUAUAUUUCCAAAAUCACAAGCUUGGUACCACUCUUAGUUUCUUCACCAAAUCUCACACAUCUCCACGUGGAAUGUUGUUAUGAGUUGACCACUUUGAUGACGUCAUCAGUUGCUCGAAGCUUGGUCCAUCUCACAAGUCUCUCAAUUAGAAGCUGCUCUAAAAUAAAGGAAAUUAUAUGGAAGCAGGAAGGAGUGGAUGAUGAUGAUGAGGAAGCCGCUUUCAGCAAGUUGCAGUAUUUGAAACUUGAACACUUACCAAGAUUGAAGAGAUUUUGCGGCUACAAUUAUACUUUCAGGUUUCCAUUAUUGGAUCAGGUGAUCAUAACAAAAUGUCCGAAAUUCAAAGUAUUCUCUCCAGGGCUCAUUGAUACACCAUCUCUUAAAAGCGUUCUACUGGAACAUCAUGAAAUUUGGGACACCAAUGUUAACAAAACAUUCUACCAACAGAGAUUUGUGGCAUCAAGAGAGAUGGUGUUAGAUGAGGAUGAUAUUAGCAUGAUAAGGAAUGACCAAUUUCCAGCCAACUGUCUUGCUCAAGUGGAAAUUCUGCGCAUAGAAGGAUUUGAUGAUGAAGGGGCAACAUUUCCGCAUACAUUGCUUGAAAGAUUUCCGCGGCUGUCUGAGCUUCGUGUGAAGGAUAGUUCUUUCGAGGAGAUAUUCCCAUCGCCAAUUGUCCAUCAAAUUCAACAACUUCAUAAUUUGAAAGUGUUGAAGGUGUUCCGAUGUCAUCAGCUCAUCUAUUUAAUGACAAAUUCAGCCGCCAAAAGUUUGGUGAAUCUUGAAACAUUGGAAAUAGAUGAUUGUGAAAAGAUGGAGAAAAUUGUAAAGAAUGAGAAUAAUGACGAUAUGGAAGGUGGAAUCACGUUCAGUGCGUUGAGAAGAUUAAAACUCAAGAUUCUCCCAAGAUUGAAAGCAGAAGAGCAUAAAACGGAUUUCAACACUGAAGACCCAGCAACAAAUAAUCACAAGGUGUCAUUCCCACAGUUAGAGGUAUUAAGAUUAGAGUCUUUAGACAGUCUGAUUCCACCGAUAUGGGAUGACAAACUUUCACACAACUCGUUUAGCAACUUGAAAACAUUGACUGUGUGGUGGUGUCGCUUUGUGAAAUUGAUACCCCUUCAUGUGCUGAAAUCUUUAAACAACUUGGAAGAACUGGGAGUCUCAAGGUGUGACAUGCUAGAGACGGUGUUUGAUUUUGAAGAUUUAAAUGAUUAUAAGGAGAUGGUGUCAUCAUCAGUGAGUGUGCCAUUGAAAAAGUUAAGGCUACAAUAUUUGCCAAAAUUGAAGAAUGUGUUGGGCAAUAAUGACUGCCAAGGAGAAAUAAACUUAGUUUCUUCACUAGAUGGUUCAUGCCAUCAAAUAGAAGAACUUAUGACGAAACAGAAAAAAGAGGAUAAUGAGGACAAGACAAUCAUUUUCAGCAAACUGGAGUUUUUGGAACUUGAUGGAUUACCAAGAUUGAAGAGAUUUUGCAACCAAUAUUAUAUUUUCAAGUUUCCAUUAUUACAAUGUGCCAUCGUAACAGAGUGCCCUCAACUCACAAUAUUCUGUUCUGGAGCCAUUCAUGCCCCGCUGCUUCAAAAGGUUCAAGUGACGACUCCAUAUGGACCUCACAUAGAUAUUUGGAUGACUGAUCUUAAUGUCACCAUCCAACAUCAGUUUACUAUUCAAGAGGUAAUUUCCACAACCAAAAGCAUGGCUUUAAAUGCAGACAAUAUCAUGAUGAUAAGGGAUGUCUUUCCUACAGUGAGAACUCUUUAUGUAGAAAGUUUCAAGGAUGAAGGUGUAACCUUUCCCCAUAGCUCCCUUGAAAGAUUUCCCAUGUUGGAAAAGCUUUAUGUGGAGCAUAGUUCCUUUGAGGAGAUAUUCCCCCCACAAGAUGAGAUUAUCGAUUUUAUGGGGAAAAUCCCACCAUUUGAGGAAUUAUACAUUGCCUAUUUGGAUCAACUCAAGAACAUAUGGAAGGACGACUCUCAGCUACCACCAAUUCAUCAAGACUUGAUAAAAUGCCUGGAAGUUGAAAGUUGUCAUAACUUGGUCAAGUUGGCACCAUCCUCUGCUUCAUUUCAAAAUUUGCGGAAGCUGUCUAUAUCUGGAUGUCAUCAACUUGUCUAUUUGGUGACAAGUGCAACUGCUAAAAGCUUGGUGAGUCUUGAAUGGUUGGGGAUAAAAGAUUGCAAAAAAAUGGAGGAAAUUGUAUUGAAUGAGAACAAUGAAGGUGUAGAAGGUGGAAUCACUCUCAACCAAUUACAACGGAUUGAACUUACUGAUAUGCCAAGCUUGAAGAUGUUCUCUUCACAAAGUCAGACAUUUGAAUUCCCUAAAUUAGAAGAGGUAGAAAUAACUGGAUGUCCUGAAAUGAAGAUGUUUUCUUUAGGAUUGUUGGAAACACCAGAGUUGUCUAGAGUAAAAAUAGAAGAGCAUGAGAUGAAGUGGAAGGAUAAAGGGGACCUUAACAAAACAGUAGAAAUGCUAUCCUCAGCAAAGGAUAGUGUUAAUAUAUAG
Neltuma alba is the source of this 5946-nucleotide messenger RNA. RefSeq lists its product as uncharacterized. The record is from RefSeq and is a predicted model, not a curated record. Gene Ontology annotation, molecular function: ATP hydrolysis activity; ADP binding. The coding region runs from base 1 to 5946 and encodes 1981 amino acids. NCBI's taxonomy places the organism in Eukaryota, Viridiplantae, Streptophyta, Magnoliopsida, Fabales, Fabaceae. The transcript is spliced from 7 exons.